AUGAUUACCACAGCGCUAAGAAAGUUGUGUUUGGUAGCGGCCAUCGUAGAAGUCCUUUAUGGAGGAAACUCGGUUUACGGUUCCAGUAUUUACGUCGGUGGACACGAAGCCGGGACAUAUUCGGAGGGGAAACCAUCAGAGAGUAUUUAUUCAGAAGGUAAGGAAGCAAUUCGAUUUGUGCACGCACGGAAAUGAUUGAGGGGAUUAAAAAGUUUACAGAUUAAAGCGAGUACUUUUGGUUUUUAAACGUGACGAAAUACAAACUGUUUUGUAAUAUGCGAACGAGUCUGACUGCUAUCAGCGUGCUCGAUAUCUCGGCGUCGUUCAAAGACUGAAAAACACUUCUAAAUCAAGUGUUAAUCCGAUGGCGCACAGUGUUGACAAAUUUUUUUCUUAUUAUUUAAUGGAAAUAACAAGAUUGCGAGACUUACUCACUGAAAAAUGUACGCGCAUCGUCAAUGAGGUGCGUUAAAUAUCAUCUGCAAACAAUUUUGGUCUUUUUCGUUCUUGGUCCUCCUUCGUCUAUAUCGCCUGUGCUUCGUUAUCGUUUUUAACCCUUUAGAACCUACAUCGGUGUGAAUUUUCUCCUUUCUGUUUUCUUUAAAUUUCCAUGGCUGCUGACAAGGAGAAUUUGCUUGGCAAUCUAGAGUUUCUUCUAUUGGUGAUCAUUCCCUUUAUUCCCUUGACCGUCGGAUUCAGGGGUAAAUUGUUGGGAGAUUUUGGAUACUAGUUACUUUUGAGGAUUAAAUGGUGAGCAAACCUGUAGGAGUCCUUCUGGGAAUUACAAAGAAUGGAAACCUUUUAGAAUCGAGGACGAGUAUGGCAUCAAGCAUCAUUUUUUAAACCUAGUUUUCGGCGAAAUACUUAGAAAAUAUAACAUUUCUGAGCCUCAUUGUACUCUUCAUAGGCAGUGAAGUAUGCCCUGCUAUUAUAACCAGACGUAAUCAAACCCUCUCCAAGUGGGAAAGCGAAAUUCUGCUCAUGCAUCAGUGUCAUGUUUUUGCCAACAUGCUGUUGUGUUGGAACUCGCCCGCUCGCGUUGACAGCUUUUGUCUUUUUCCCGCCAAUAUAACGCACAUUCGCGCGUGCUCAGUCUAUCACUAAGGAAAUAUCUGAGUUCGCCGCCUCACUUGUCCUAGAAUCCAAAGGUCUCAAACUGACUUUAAAUACUAUGACGGUAGCUCUUGGAGGGAAACUUUGUGCACUUCAGAAGUCGGUCGUUGUUUAAAAGCGUACUUGUGAAGGGCUCCGUUUAAAGUUAAUUGAUUAUAAAGUACUCGCCUUUUGCACAGAUGAUUAUAUCAGAGAAUAGUUACACUAGUUGACAUAGACUGAAGGGUUUGAUAGAUGAAGAAAUGUCACCACAAUGAUCUUGCAUUUUAUUGUUUAUAGUCUUGGUAGAAACUGCCUUGCAAUAACUGAAAUCCCUUCUUUUUUAAUAGUUGACUUUUUUCAACUCCACAUUUCUUCUUGAUGAAACACUUGGCAUGCUAAAACAUGUUACAACGGUAUUUAUUUGACCGGAACUUCAUAAGGCGAUUAGCUGUUCAUAUUGGACCGAACAGGGUCAAAAAUAUUCAAAGACGGUUCUAGAAGGUGUAAGUUAUCAUCGCUUGUGGUCUCAUCUGUAUCCUGAAAUUUCCAACUUUAGUAACUGGGCGGCUGGCUAAGAUUAUUUACACAUCUGUUUGGAAUCUGUUGUAAAAAGUAUUCGAAUCUGUCGGUACUUAAAAGAGCCGAAAAAAAGCCUUUUAACCUUUGUUAGACAAUGGAUUCCUUAGCUAGAUGAUAAGUUUAGUUGGGAACAGCUAUGAUUCCUCUCAGUUUUAGUUAAAUUAGGAAUAUUUCAAUCGUGAUAAAAAGGUUUGCUUUUCCAUUUCGUGUCCUCUCCUGCAGCGUUAAGGACUAAAUUUAACCGGAUUCCAAAACUUUUAGCCAGAAUUCUCCCUCCACGGUUAUAUUCUAUUUCUCGACGCGAUUAACUAGGGUUUCACAAUAUUUGAAUUCGCCUGUCAAGGGUAUAUUCUUUACUUUGACACACCUAAAUGGGAUUUUACUUCAUUUGAAAGAGGUUCUUAGUACAACUUUAACUUUGAUAUAGGUUCUUAGUAUUUAUAUGUGUUUUUUUUCAGCAUACUUAGGAGGAAUAUAUUCGAUGAAUUAAUCCAGGCUGUGACACAUAAGCUCGGAUUAUCACACUGAACUUGUUAAACAAGUGUUGAAAUUACCUCCCCACGCUGAAAAACCUACAAGGAUUAAUGCUAUUUGCAGACAAUACAUCGGGAUUUAUCUCAGAGUGGCUUCUUUCUUUGAAAAUAUCCUAACAAGAAAUAUUGUAUACAUUCCACCACAAACAUCUUAGAUAUUCAUUGCUAACAAAUAAGGAAUUCCAUUUUUGAAUUUAAAAAAUACUUUUCCUUUUCCCAUUAUAAUUUUCCCAAAGAGUGCGUCAAUCAUCAUAACUUUUUGCCGCGCAAAGCACAGGGUUCUGAGCGGCCUUUUAGUGAAGUUUUAAAACGAGGAGAACCACGUCAAUCUUACGUCGAAAUGACCGAUUAGCAGACAAUCUAAUUAUACUGAAGUCACGAAAGCUUUGCUUUAAAUUUUAGCGCAUUCAAACUUUGGAAACUUUCUCGACGAAAUCCAUUAAAACUCUAACUGCAAGCCAAUUAAUUAUAUCACUUGGAAACUGUAGCUAAAACCUGCAUAAUCUGAAACAAUUGCAAGAGUUAUUCUGGGGUGAGACGAUUUAUCUGCGGUUACUUGCUGCCUCUUAAAAGUUAUGCAACAGAUGGCGAACGUAACUCGUAAGUUGUGAAGUAAACCUUUGGAAAGAAAUGCUAAACUUGACUUGAAUCGUUAAAAGAAAUGUAUCACAAAUGAUAUCUUUUCAUGAAGAUGGAAAAAGGAACAGAUAUUUUGGGUCGAUGAACAUAAGCCUGGUGGAAAGUUUAUCGAUAGAAAAAUGUCUAGAAAAAACGUUUGCGUGAUAACGAUAAGAAUUUGUUUUUUCUACUUAUCAGCAGCUAAUAUUAAAGCGGAAGAAUGGCAUGAUCGAUGACCUCAUAAUGACACUAUUGGUAAACAUUUCGCAGUAAGCGUCUGGCCCUCGGAGCAGCCUACCUGAAAUUAAGAAGUAUCAGUCUUAAGUUUGGCACUAAUUUCUCCUUUCAGCUUAAUACGUCAUACACGUACACGUAACAGACACAGGCGUGAAGUGAGAGCCUGGGAAAAGGCAGUUAGAGUACCUGUUUAUUAUAAACAGAAACCACAUACAUCCUUAUCUAUCUCUCAGGACCUCCAGUGUCGCUCAGAAUAAUGAGAUGAAGAUGGUAAUCACAUUCAAAAUAAUUUGAGGAAGAUGAUUGUUCCAUUUUUAACCACAGUCAAGUGGUAGCUAUCAUUUGCUCAGGACUUCAAGUUGAUUCAGUUUUCAAUCAAUUCAGUAUGUUUUUAAUUUGCGAAUUUCGUAUACGUAAGCUAAAGAAAGCUCAGCAUAUCUUUCAGCCAUCACACCCUAGCCUCAGUAUGCAUAAUCUUCUUACUGUUCUCUUUUCAUUUUAAAUGGUUCUGACAUGGAGAUUUGUUUCACAACCACGAGCUUCUUUAAUUGCCGAGUUCACACGCUCGUCACACAAAGCAGCGGGCAUGCAAUCCUGUUACUGCAAGAAUUUGGGUGUCAGACAAGUUAUAAAAAAAAAACCAGAAGUCUGAAGGGGCGGGUGUUGUUGGGUCCCUGCACCUAAACCCCUCGUUUCAAUUCCCUUUCGAUCUGCCACUGAUAGGGGUCGAUAAAACAAAUGUUCCCGUAGCCUGCGGAGGCGUGAUUUUGGCGAGUGAUUACUCGUAUAUCAUUCUCUUCGUGAAAAAUUAUAUAGCUGGCAUCUUUGAUUUUUACUGCAGCGGAAGGUUGGGGAGAGAAAUAAAUUUGUACUAAGGGGGGUGAGUGACGGUCAAAAGGAAGGAAAGGGGAGGGAGGAGGGUGUGGAAAUGAAUCCCUUGACUUUCUCCUGCCCCCUUCGCCCCAGCGUUCACUCUAAUUCUAAAUUGGAUGUGUCCGGUUGGAUAAACGAUCGCGAGCUUGUAACGUUAAUCAGGAGCCCAUUGCUUAGUAAUGGGCUCCUGCAUUAAUGCAUCAUGGUACAGACGCCUGCAUUGCAGGAUAGUCCUCCCGGGUCAUUGUACAGGCUGAAUUCAUAACUUUUCCAUAAUGUCUUCACAUGGUGUCUAGCGUACUACCCAGCUUGUAUACUAUAAACGAAUUUACGGUUGAAUUCAGCCGCGUUUACACUUACACUCUUUUCUAACCAAACAUUGUUUCUUACAGUGAAGUGUGUGGACCAAAACAAACGGCAGUGCAAUAAAAUCAUUGGUUUUUAUGGAGAGAAAGCCUGCAAUACACGCGAUGAAUCCUUACGGUAUGUUGUGGAAAGUGUCUGCCAGGCUACAUGCGGCUUCUGCACCGAGAGUAAGUCAUUCUGCCUUAUACCUUCCUAUACUUGUUUUAAAGAAAUUGGCGAGUGUGGAGAAUAGGGAUAUAGUCAGGAGCCUAUUGAGUAAUGGGCUCCUGGUAUUGUAUAUACAUGUUGAAAAGAGUUUGCAAAAACAAAAACAUGAAGCAAUGCCCUAAGGUAUUGUCUCGCUGUUCCGGAUGUCUAGCACAAGCUGCUGUGAGAGGGAAAUAGGAGACGUGAAGCUUCAUUCAGAGUGUCUCAAACAAAGAAUCACUCGGCUCCACAAGAAAACUUAAUUUCUCUCGGCGUUGCGUCCUGGUCUUUUUAGGGCUUUUGGUAUAAGGUUUUUGUUUUCUUCAUACAGUGUAUUUAUUAAAUAAAGUACAAGUUCACCUUCCUUUCCAAUUUCUGCCUUCCUCCGCCCCCCCUAGCUCUACACGUGGUCAGAAAGAAUUCCUAUUCCAAAGAGAGGAGUGGAUACUUGAUUUUUUUUUGUCACCGCUGAAAAUAAAACUAAAAAAAAAAAGUACUAAUGGUACAACAUCAACUAUCAUAUUCUUUUCCAUUGUCUUCUUUUAUUAUAUAUAGAGUGUCAGGACGAGGUCGGCGAAGAACUUUGCGAGCAGUUUGAAGGUUACUGCGACCACGCUGACUUGGGUGAACUUGUACGAGAAAUGUGCGGCAAGACAUGCGGAAGCUGUCAUCAGGCUCCAAGGAAGGAAGAGAAGAAUUUUGUGGUCCUUAACCCAUAACUAUGAACAACAGUUGCAGAGACAUGUGAAGCAACACCCAAGCAGGAUGUUAGUCGAAACCACGAUACCAAAUACCAGCUUUAGACUCCUUCACAGCCGUUUUUGGGAUGUCACGCAACGAUGCAUCACUUGUUCUUGCAUGACAUUCCAUGAAAACCUUGGUCCACUACUUGUAAAUAUUGUAGAAGAGGCAAAAAGAAGAAAAAAAAAAUUAAAAACAACGCUGAUUUACGUUAGGACUUCCACUUUCGCCUUCUGUCUUUCAGUGCAUUUAUGUAUUAUAGAAAGGAUUAAAAACAGUUCCUUUGUGAUUGAAGUGUUGAUGUUUUAGCCUCUUCACAUAUAUUUAAGAGUGUAAGCGGAGUUCAUUUCAACGAAAAUUGUUCAUAACAGUUCAUGUUUAGGAAGCAGAGAUCGGCCUAUUAAUGUGUUGAACGCAUGUUGUGUUGAACACUCAAUAAAUAGC
Molecule: messenger RNA, 5672 nt
Organism: Pocillopora meandrina
Lineage: Eukaryota; Metazoa; Cnidaria; Anthozoa; Scleractinia; Pocilloporidae
Source: the annotation of a GenBank genome assembly